AUGUUUUAUGACGCACCUGUGAUACCUUCUUCUCCUUGCACAAUUAGUAAGGCGUGUUGGGAGGAUAUAAUGGGAGACACAUACUCAUAUGAACAUGGCAUGAUUUACUACAACAACGCACUUAAAGAAAGCACACCCAGAACCGAGAAUGUGUCAAUGGCGAGCCAAGUUCCUUACUCACCUGUAAUAAAGCAGGAGUCAGAUUGCGGAUACUCUCAGACAGAGUAUACAUACAUAAGCUCUUCGGACUUCUUAUGUAUGACACCUGCUAAUACAUCGUAUACAUCGAACUCAAAAACUCUCUCCUGGGAGUCUCUUUUUGACGAAGAUUCUAGAAUUAUUCUGGAUAUACAAAUACCACAGCCUCCCCCAGACCACCAGAACACCCAGACGGAAACUGUUGAUUCCUUUCAGAGUUUUACAACUGCAAGCAUGAAAAUGGUAAAUCAGAACGUAAGGGGCAGUUUCGCUAUAUGUUCAGAUCUAGCUGCUUUCAUGGAACCCAAACAGAAACUGCUGACGAGUGCUUAUCUCGUCACGCUCAACUUCACAAAGUUGAAGUCAUUUCUCGGCAUCAUAAGCUUAAGCGGGCCUGCUCAGGAAUACAGACUUCCAAUCUUCAAGAAAAUCGAGUCUUUAGAUGACAUGUUGCAAUCUGGUAAAUACGACAUCCCUAAAACAGCUCUGGAUACUGGCCCCAAGCAGGUCCUUCCUGCGUUGAAAAAUCGAUACGUUUCGCGUCUCACUCGCAGACAAUUGGCCCUUGUUUUAGGAAUCCACAAUUACGACAUCUCUUUGGUGAAGGAUAUUGAAAAUGUGAUCCUUGCGAUGUGCGAUCAGUUGUGCGGGCUAAAAAUCGGUGAAAGCUCAUGGAGCAGAAUUCCACGAUUGGCAAGAAAGGAUGCAGUCCUGAAGGUCUACCGAUUCGCAACCCCGUUCUUCCCGAAUUUUACUAUGGACAACGUUCUCACUAUCAUCAAGAGAGGUGCCUAUUCGCGCACACAAGAGUUCUUGAGACGUAAAAGGAGAAGAGAGAGAAAAUAUAGCAUUGAGCAAAAUAUGUCUGCUAUGAAAAAAUAG
This is a messenger RNA of Metschnikowia bicuspidata var. bicuspidata NRRL YB-4993, 1080 nucleotides long. RefSeq lists its product as uncharacterized. Bases 1 to 1080 code for a protein of 359 amino acids. NCBI's taxonomy places the organism in Eukaryota, Fungi, Ascomycota, Pichiomycetes, Serinales, Metschnikowiaceae. The record is from RefSeq and is a predicted model, not a curated record. The transcript has a single exon.